Messenger RNA from Cuscuta europaea, 2687 nucleotides. The record is from the annotation of a GenBank genome assembly. NCBI's taxonomy places the organism in Eukaryota, Viridiplantae, Streptophyta, Magnoliopsida, Solanales, Convolvulaceae.
GUUCUUAGUAAGUUUUGUCAUAAUCACUUAAGAUUUGGCUUGUUUAGUUCUGUUUUAUUUGAUCUCCAUUUAUCUGUUUUUAUCCAGCCCUACUGGAGAAUUUAAUCAAUGAAUAGUGAGUAACUAUGAGUAUAAUAACUUGAGAAGACUAUACACAUCAGAUGAGACUGAAAGAGGAUGAAAAAAAUGCUGCACGGAAAGCUAUAAAAAACAGGUUCAGGCAUUCAGUGCAUUAUUCAAUUAUUGUUUGUUCUUCCUCCUCUUCUUGUUCACCUUGAUGACAGGGUUAUUGCAAAGCCAAGUUUCUUUCAAUCCCAACAGUCCAACACUUUUGCUGAAGAGUUGUGUACAGCAAGAAGAGAAGCACAAUGACUGCCAGGAAGAUCAAGAUUUUGUACCUCUCAUCGGACGGUUCAGACCUAGUCAUGUUUUGCUACCUCUUGAUGAAAUCGAUGUUCCACUUUUUGUAACCAAUGAAUGCAAAUAUUCUUUUUUCGCCUUAAUUCUAUUAACACACACAAGCACCUACCCACUCAAUACACACAUUUGUAUGCACAUGUAUGUUCAAGUGACGUGAAGAUUAUAUAGCCCAUGUUAGAAAUUGCUUUACCUUUUAAUUCCUGCACAUAUUAAGAACGAUGUAAUUUUUGUCAUUGGACUAUGACAAAAUGGACUAAUGAUGACAUGAACAAUCUCUCUAUUUUUCACCGUUAAAUCCUUUGGAUUUGUCUAUGGACUCCAUUGCAUCUUCAAAUGAUUUCUGCAUUAUUAAUUAGAAAGAUAUCACAAAAAUGACUGAUGUGGGAAGAAACACGCGGUCGGAAUUAUCACCUUGAGAUAAUUUGAGAUCAUUUAUUCAUUUAUAUGUCAGCACCCACCAAAAUGGAAAACCUUCAACCUACCUGUGUUCACUUUUACUUGCUCAACUAUCAUUCUAUGUAAGUUUAAUUACUUGUUCUGGUUUCCAUUUUAUGAAACUACAUCAUAUUAAAGUAAGUAAAUAUCCUAACUUUCUCAACUUAUCUUCCUGCUUUUCCUACUUUUUAACACCUCAUACUUUUUUACUUUUUCUACAGUAUUUAUUACCACUAGCUUUAGUCUUAACUUAACUGAAAAUCAUACUGAAACCAAUAAAAGUGAUCAGGAGUAAUAACUUAGAACUAAUUGAAGUCAGAUAUCAAUAACAACAUACUCCAGAGUUGUGCAUCUUCCAUAGUGCCUUCCCACCGCUAUGGAUUCCCACAGAUGCACCUAACAAAAGCCUUUGCCAACAAAAGUAAUGAAUCAAUAUAGCUUCCUUACACAUAACAAAAUGACAUUUGCUUUAGUCAUUUUCUGAUUAAAUAACUCUAUACGUAUUUUACACCACUCGCAUGAAGGACAACAAAAUGCAAUGCAUAUUAACCAGUCAGCAUCUGACUCGUGUGGAUGAGUUCAAGAGUUCCCUAGGGGGGACAUUUACUUUUUUUCUAUUAAAUUGUAUUUGGGUUAAGAUGUUGGUCUAUAUUAAAAUGUCUGUCUAGAUUGAAUGAUAUUAUAUAUGAGGUCGUUGAUUUUGCGUGUGGAAUAAACAAUCUGAAUUGAGUAAAACAAUCAAUUUAAUAUUAUUGGGUUACAUUUUCAAAAAACAAAUUCAUUUAUUUACAUAAAUACUGCGGAGUAGUAUAUUCCAGUUUACUUUUAAGGAUCAUUAUAUUACAGCUAAAUGAUCCUUAAAAUUGUGAAGUGAAUAAUAAUACGAGAGUUGGCCUGGAUUAACUAAGAAUCAUGUGUUGUUUAUUUUACUAUUCUUAAUUGAUACGAAGUAUUUUGAUAGAUCUGUACAUCAAACCUUGUUUUGAAUUAACCAACAGUAGGGAAAAGAAGAGAAAAUGGUAAUGGUCAGUAUUGUAGGUUUGAUUUUGUCACUAACCUAUCAAGCCAGUUUCACUAAAGUAAUGAAACAGUAACUCUAAGGAGGAAACAAAUGAUCCAAACCAAUUGAAUGCACAAAUUAACCACAAGUAAAGAGACUAAACGCAGUAAGAACAAGAGAAACUAAUACCCAGCGAAUGAAAGGUUGAGAAGAAAACUCCGGGUAGUCAUGAAGCGAAAAAGCAUCUCCAACUUAAUGCCGGCUGAAGCAGGGCGGCUGUGGGUAUAACCGUCAUUAUAGCCGUAACCGCGCGGAUUUCGGUAAUUACCACCAUUCUGAUAUUGAUAAUAGCUGCUAUUAUGACGAUUGUUUCCGUAGGGGGGAGAAGGGUUAGAGGAGCGGAUGUUGUAAUCGGCGCGCUUGCGAUCGUCCAUUAGGGUGUCGUAGGCGUCGGAGAGCUGCUUGAAUUUGGAGGUGGCGCGUUCUCUCACGUCCGGAGGGGAGUUGACGUGCUUGUCUGGGUGGAAUUCUACUGCGAGCUUCCGGAAGGCUAGUUUGAUUGCUUCCUUGCUUGCCUGACGGCUCACCCCUAAUACCCUGUAGUGAUCCAUCUUCUCCUUGAUCUUUGCUUCCGGAGGGCUAGUUUGAUUUCUUCUUUUCAGUUCUUCUUCUUAGGUCCUUUUCUUUGUCGAUCGUCGAAGAAUCCUGAUCUGAAAAUGUGGCACUCGGCGGUGCCAUGGCGGUCCUGUAAUUUUGUCGUAUCCGUGGCGCUACUCCAGCCGCGCGCACAAAAAGAAGUUUUUUUGUGAUUCGAAAAUACUCUUUUACUUCG